Molecule: messenger RNA, 1102 nt
Organism: Daldinia vernicosa
Lineage: Eukaryota; Fungi; Ascomycota; Sordariomycetes; Xylariales; Hypoxylaceae
Product: alpha/beta-hydrolase
Exons: 2
Coding region: 246-1013 (255 amino acids)
Source: RefSeq, a predicted model, not a curated record
CAUCGUUCCAUUCAUGUCGUGGGGUAGUAGUAUUGGUUUGUACAUGGAAAUAAAUUCGAUAUCUGAUAUCGUAACCCCCUAUGUAGUUGAAUCGAUCGAUUCAAUCGAUCGAUUUACUGCAAGCCGGAUUACCUUUUAAAUAGAAUUCCUUCGCAGUCUCGUUCGAUAUCGCAGACUAAAGCUGAUCCUUACCCCCAGCAUACUCUCCAAACAGCCCCCUAAGUUGUUCAUUAUCAUAGCAGAAUAUGUCUAAGCCAGUAUUCGUUCUCCUUCAUGGUGCGUGGCACAGUCCUAAAUGCUGGGAUAGUCUCAUCACUGCACUGGGCAAGGCAGGCUACUCGGCUGUUGCUCCAGCCUUACCCUCGACGGGAUCUACGCCACCUACACCUGACUGGUCUAAGGAUAUCGAAACCAUCAGGAAAACUGUUGAAGACCUCCUCUCCCAAGAGAAUGAUGUCGUCGUCGUUGCGCACAGCUUCAGUGGUAUGACUGGGGGUACGGCCUUGGAAGGCUUGGACAAAGAGACGCGUGCGUCAAAGGGACUGAAGGGCGGCGUCAUACGACUGAUUUACAUCGCGGCCUUCCUUGUACCGGAGGGCUUCCAGUACUCGGCACAUGGGACGCGCGACAACAUGGUACCGGAGAUGAUAACCGAUUUUGAUGCUGGCGUUAUCACUGUGGCACCCGAGCAUGCUAAGGAUAUGUUCUAUCAAGAACUAGAUGACGCUACUAUUGCUGAGUUAGUCAAGGACUUACGCCCUCAGAGUUUUGGGGCGUUCUGGAGUACCACAACAUAUGCUGCCUGGCGCUAUAUCCCAACCACAUAUAUCUUGUGUCUAGGAGACAAGCCAUCGACCGUGGUUGCUGCGCGGUAUCUUGUUGAUACCGCAAAAGCGAGCGGACCGCACAAGAUUGAGAAAGUUGUUGAAGUCGAUGCGGGCCACUCUCCCUUUAUUAGCAAGCCCGAGUGGACUGCUGAAGCACUCAUCGCCGAGAUCAGUGGGCAGGCUUAGUUGAGAGGCUAGUCUAGAAGCCUUACAGGAUUCAAUUAUAGAUCUAAGUGUAGUCAAUAAAAUCUAGGUAUUUGGGUUGCUCUAUUCAG